Zygotorulaspora mrakii is the source of this 606-nucleotide messenger RNA. It is a transcript of the gene SNT309, whose product is annotated as Snt309p. NCBI's taxonomy places the organism in Eukaryota, Fungi, Ascomycota, Saccharomycetes, Saccharomycetales, Saccharomycetaceae. The record is from RefSeq and is a predicted model, not a curated record. The transcript has a single exon. The coding region runs from base 1 to 606 and encodes 201 amino acids.
AUGGACUACUUGCCGUUUAUAGAUGAGCCACAAAUAGAUGACACUCACUUGGAGAAAGUGGAAACUCGAAUGAAACUUGAACUAGAACGAAUCAUGGCAAACGAUCAAAUCCAUCCAGAAGUCUUGCGUCUACUGGAAUCUCAACCACAUAAGCAGUCCAGAUUCGAUGAGGAGCUAUAUGAACUCUAUAAUAGUGGAAGUGAGAACGUCGAAGUGAAUGGCAGCGCCCGGAAGAGACCAUACAACGAGGAGUUACUAUUAGAAGAGCAUAAAAAGAAAAAUGCUCGGGUACGAAUGGACAUAUAUGAUUUGGACAAUCCCCAGUGUAACGUUGAAAGACUCGCGAUAAUCGAUAACUACUUGAAACACCAGGAGUUGAUUUUAAGGGAGGCGUUACCGAAGACAUUAUUAAAUCAAUGGGCCAUAAAUAACCAUUAUCUCAGCAACAGGUCUGAACAAUUACAACAAGUUAUUGACCUCCAAAGCAAACACAUUCAAGAACUCAACGCGUACCGAAAGAACGUUCAAUUGCAAAAUGAGCCAGUUUUUGAAAGGGACGUUCAAAAUUGGAGGAACAAAUUAAUUAGAAAUUUGAAUGUGCAAUAG